Molecule: messenger RNA, 1377 nt
Organism: Cyanistes caeruleus (blue tit)
Lineage: Eukaryota; Metazoa; Chordata; Aves; Passeriformes; Paridae
Source: RefSeq, a predicted model, not a curated record
CCUGGGAUUGUUUUUUUGUCUUGGGAAUGGGGUUUUUUCUCACAGUCAGUGAGGUUUUGUAGAGAAGUAGCACCUGGGGUUGAGUCAUUUCCCAGUUUCUUCCCUCUCCCAUGGGCAGGUGUCUCCUUGGCCGUGCUGGAGGUGCAUGUGGGGACGAGCCUGGUGUUCUCCGUGGAGGGGCAGCAGGCGGUGCUGCCUGCCUGGUACACCAGCCACUCCCGGAACAAGCCCUACAUCACCUGGAUGCUGAACAAGAAUGCAGGUCCCUUCCAGAUCCUGUCAUACCUGGGCGGGGUGGUGAAGGUGGAGGAGACGGAUCUAAAGACCCGCAUGGGGUUCCUGUACCCCAUCCUCACCCACAACAUCUCAGUGUUCAUCAACGCCACCCGGGAGCAAGACUCAGGCCAGUACAUGUGCUCCGUCAACGUGGUGGAUGACACCAUCAGGUUGGACAAGAACGUCGGCAUCAUCAACCUCACCGUCCUUGUGCCACCGGCUGCCCCCACCUGCCAACUGCACGGCAGCGCCAUCGUGGGGGCCAACGUGACCUUGAGCUGCUCCUCCAAGAAGGGGAAGCCCUCGCCCAUGUACCAGUGGCAGCGUGAGCCGCCCACCCUGCAGGUCUUCUUUCCCCCUGCCCAGGACCGGGCCAGGGGCACCCUCAAGUUGACCAACCUCUCCCUGGAAAUGUCGGGGGUCUACGUCUGCAGGGCUGAAAACCAAGCAGGUUCUAAGAACUGCAGCAUUGUCCUGGAGGUACACUCAACAAGCACCAAAGCAGUCAUAGCCGGCGCUGUGCUGGGUUCCCUGGGUGCCCUUGCCACCAUCAUCUUCUUUGCCCAGAAGGUUGUCGGCUACAGGAGGAAAAAACGUGACAGCCAGGAGGAGGGAGCCAACGAGAUCAAGGAAGACGCCGUGGCACCCAAAACCCCGUCAUGGGCAAGGAGACCAGCUUCAGACACCAUGUCCAAAACCAGCACCCUGUCCUCCAUCGCCGGCACCCGGCAACCCUACGGAGCCAGAGCCCCCUCCGACACCGCCUCCAUCCUCACCACCACCGGCAGCUACCGGGGACCCCCGCCCCGGGGAGGAGGGCGGCCCCCCAACCUCUCACCCCCCGCCGUUAAUGGGACCCCCCGGCGCCGCCAGGAUCCAGCCGCCGCUCCCGUGGGGUCAUUGCCUCCCUCCAGCCUGGCACGAGCAGGUGCCGUUCCUGUCAUGGUGCCAGCGCAGAGCCGAGCUGGCUCCUUGGUGUGAGCACCUCCCCCAAAAAAACAGGGGUGUCCAUAGCCAGCUCACCCCACUCCCUGUUCCUGGGGUGGUUUUGUCCCUUUUUGGGUUUUCUUUUCUUUUCAACAGAUGCCUCGAGCAGCUGGA